This is a messenger RNA of Endocarpon pusillum Z07020, 1104 nucleotides long. RefSeq lists its product as uncharacterized. The record is from RefSeq and is a predicted model, not a curated record. The coding region runs from base 1 to 1104 and encodes 367 amino acids. Lineage: Eukaryota; Fungi; Ascomycota; Eurotiomycetes; Verrucariales; Verrucariaceae. The transcript is spliced from 5 exons. Gene Ontology annotation, molecular function: NAD binding.
AUGGGAGGCGGCAUGCCGAGAGAAAACCUCUUAAUCAUCCUUCCUUUUCCAGAAGAUAAAGCCAUUACGGAGAACAUUAGAAAAAGAUUCCCUUAUGUCGAUGUCAAGUACCACCAAUUGACGCAAACCAACUGGUCCUUCGAAGCCGAACAAGGCUUACCCAAAGGUUGCUUCAAACCUCGGGAAGAAGCAGAGUCAUCGCUUACCCAACAGUCGUGGCCAGAUUUAUUCAAAGACACGACCAUCCUCGCUACAUUUGGAUCCUUUCCAUCAACCCCUGAGGAUGCCCCUAACCUCAAUCUGAUCCACCUACUCUCCGCCGGCAUCGACCAUUUUGUCAGCCACCCGCUAUUCACUCAAACCAAUAUUCCCAUCACCACUUCAUCCGGCAUCCACGGCCCCACAAUUUCAGAGUGGAUCCUGAUGAGCACCCUCGUCCUCUCCAAAAGCUACAAAAAGAUGUACGAAUUGCAAAAGCAGCACAAAUGGGGCACACCCCAUAAAGACUUCCCCCAGGCAUCUGACUUGGUUGGAAAGAAAGUAGGAAUUGCCGGAUAUGGAAGUAUAGGGAGACAAUUCGCGCGCGUCUUCACCUCCCUCGGCUGCCAAAUAUACGCCUACACCUCGUCUCCACGCCCGACCCCCUCCUCCCGAGCGGAUAAAGGUUACCACCUCCCGCACCUCGGCGACCCGGACGGCACCCUCCCCACGGCCUGGUAUUCCGGCACCACCAAGUCCGACCUCCACACAUUCCUAUCCCAAGACCUCGAUAUCCUGGCCAUUUCCCUCCCGCUCACCCCAUCUACGCGCGGCAUGUUCGGAAAAGAGGAAUGGGACCUCCUUUCCCACCGUCAAAGCCACCUGAUCCACGCGCUGAAAACCGCCCAGCUCUCCGGCGCCGCCCUCGACGUCACGGACCCGGAACCCCUGCCCCCGGCCUCGGAGCUGUGGGACAUGGAGAAUGUGGUCUUGACGCCGCAUAUGAGCGCGUUGACGGCGGAUUAUCUGGAGAGGGCGCUGGGUGGGGUGCUGGUGGAGAAUCUGCGCCGCAGGGAGAGCGGGGUCUGGUUGGUGAAUCUGGUGGAUAGGAAACACGGGUACUGA